Molecule: messenger RNA, 2539 nt
Organism: Anneissia japonica
Lineage: Eukaryota; Metazoa; Echinodermata; Crinoidea; Comatulida; Comatulidae
Product: GDP-D-glucose phosphorylase 1-like
Exons: 11
Coding region: 130-1188 (352 amino acids)
Biological process (GO): glucose metabolic process
Cellular component (GO): cytoplasm
Molecular function (GO): GDP-D-glucose phosphorylase activity
Source: RefSeq, a predicted model, not a curated record
GCCGAAACCAGGUAACCACCGGUGUUCGUUUUAUCGGUUUAUUUUUAUUUGAUGUUUAUGUUUUUAGAUAACUGAUUUCAAAGCGGCCACAAGUAGGAAGAGAGGAAGUUUAAUUGCAAUUUCAGAAUAAUGGAAUUCAAAUACUCAGUUGAGAGUGUCACAUCGGGACAAACAUCUUGGUCAGAGAAGGAUGAAUGUACUCUGAGCACGUUUGACAAGAUGUUGCGUUCUGAGUGGGAUGCUGCAAUGGAGGCAGGAUGCUUUCGUUACACUCUCGAUCAUAUUCAGACCAAGAUUCUUGCGGGCAAAUACAAGUUUGUUGCCCAGUUAAACACGAAGCGAGCAACAGACAGAAGGAAAGCUGAGGCUAUAUCUAGCAUUGAUCAACCAUUCAAUCAUGACCGCUUCAACUUUACCAAGAUUAAAAAACAUGAGAUACUGUUUGAAAUGAAACCAGUCAACAACCAUUUCAUAGAUGGAGAUAUAAACAAAACAAAAGAAGGUGAAUCAAAGAACCCUCAUCUUGUAGUCAUCAACAUCAGUCCGUUAGAAUACUGCAAUGUCCUGUUAGUACCCAAUGUGAACAGCUGUUAUGCGCAGGUACUGAAUGAAUUAAGUAUACAGCUAGCACUUGAAAUGAUACUGAUCAGUUCCACAAAGAGCUUUCGUCUAGGGUGGAACAGCUUGUGUGCCUUUGCAUCAGUCAACCAUUUACAUUUUCAUGCAUAUUACCUAGAAUUUGACCUCUACACUGAGAUUGCAGAAUGCGGAAAACUUACAGGUACUUUAUACGAAACAACAGACUGGCCAGUCCGAGCAUUUGUGCUUCAACUCCAUGGCUCAGAUGUUCAGAGUUUGACCAGUGAUAUACACAAAGUUACUUCGUACAUGCAUAAAAACAACAUAGCUCACAACUUGUUCUUAACACGAGGUGAAUGUCUUGAUAAAAGGCCAGGAGAAAGGACUAUACGAGCCUAUAUAUGGCCCAGGAUUUCCUCAUUUGGAGCCAAAAUCUUCACGUCAUUUAAUCCAGCAGUAUGUGAAUUAGCAGGGCACCUACCAGUAAAAAGUGAGGAAGACUACAAAACAUUAACAGAAGAAACUGCUAUACAAAUUCUUAAGGGAGUCUCCCUUCCAGAUCAACAAUUUGAGGAUAUUAGCAAAAAUGUACAGCAGUUAUUUAAGUAAAUUUCUUAAAUUAUUGUAUAUCAAAUAAGGUAUUUAUAAAGUGUUGACAUCACUGAACCAGACUUAAAAAUCAAAGGCACUGUGCAGGUUUUAGAGAUGUUGUUAAAAGAGGUGCUUUUUAAGCAAGGUCUAGAAAAUAGCAAUAAGGGUGAUUCAGCAAUGCAGUAGAACCUCAUUUUUACGUACCUUAGUUAUACGAACUCGCAGUUUUAUGUAAGCCUCGUACAGACAAAGACGUCAUCAAAACCCCCAAAAAUACUUAGGGCCACAAUAAUGUAAAAAAAAGAUUUGUUAGUUUGGUACAGUAGUCAUGCUUGGUCAAUGGUGAAGGUGGAAUUUAAUAGUCUUUACAGUGGUUCUUUUUAAUGGUGAUGUUGAUGUGGUUCAUGCUUGGUCAAUGGUGAAGGUGGAAUUUAAUAGUCUUUACAGUGGUUCUUUUUAAUGGUGAUGUUGAUGUGGUUCAUGCUUGGUCAAUGGUGAAGAUGGAAUUUAAUAGUCUUUACAGUGGUUCUUUUUAAUGGUGAUGUUGAUGUGGUUCAUGCUUGGUCAAUGGUGAAGGUGGAAUUUAAUAGUCUUUACAAUGGUUCUUUUUAACUGUGAUGUUGAUGUGGUUCAUGCUUGGUCAAUGGUGAAGGUGGAAUUUAAUAGUCUUUACAAUGGUUCUUUUUAAUGGUGAUGUUGAUGUGGUUCAUGCUUGGUCAAUGGUGAAGGUGGAAUUUAAUAGUCUUUACAAUGGUUCUUUUUAGUGGUGAUGUUGAUGGCAUUAAAAAAAUAGCAAUGAGGGUGAUUCAGCAAUUUGUUUAUGGAGGGAAUUACAAAGAGAGGCAGAUCAAAAUAAAGUGAAUUGAAUAGAGUAUAAAUGGUCUUGGAGACAAAUGAUGUGUGGUUAAAUACCAUUAACUCGAAUGGCUCAUGGGUAUUUUGUGGUCUGUUUUCUGAAACUUAAAAUGGUACAGGUCAAUGGUGAAGGUGGAAUUUAAUAGGGUUACAAUGGUGGUUUAGUAGUGAUUAUGAAGAUCUAGUAUAUAACUCAUAUAGGUAGAACAAAAUUACAGGGUGUAUUUCAAUUAUUUUUGUAUGUUGUGUAUAAUUAUGUAAAAUAAUGUCAGAAAUUAGAUAUGGACUAUGACCAAACUAUAUGGUACCGGCAAAAUAUAUAUAUAUUUAUAGCUAGGAUAAUGAAUAUGAAAAUGCAUAUUUUACAAUAAACUAAAAAAAAAAACAAGAGACUCGAUAUCCAUUUUUAAUUUUGUAGUACACAGAAUAAAAUUGGUAUUCAUGUAAUUUAUUUACAAAUUUUAACAGCUUAAACUAUGUUAUUAACAACUGCAGAACAACAUUAUAAAGUAUC